AGGCUAAUUAGUGCGCGAAAAGGCAGAGACAGAGAGAGCCAACGGACAGCGACGGAGACGCACAAUUCGCCAAAAACAUCAGCAAUCUGCCGUCCGUAGCCGAAUUUUAUAUUCCUAGAAAAGCAGUCAAAUGGCCUCCCUCCCACCAACUUUCUUCCUCGCCAAACACCAAGCACAACAAUCACACUCUCACACCAAGUCCUGACACCACUUCACUUUCUCUUCCUCCUCCAAUGGCUUCUUCUUCGUUCUCUCAAGCCAUUCUCGCUUCCAAAUCCACUCUCUCUCGCCGAACUGACUCUCCAGCGGCUCUCUUCUUCUGUAGCAACUGUUUUGUUCCGGUGAAGAGACCUCUGUUGUUGCGGAAUCGAUGUUGCGGAAUUCGAGUCCCACGCGUCGCCGCUGAGGUACUUGGUGAUGAUCGAGCUGUUGAAGAAGACGAGAGGAGAGAGAAAGGCAAGGUUCUGAGAGUUGGACUUGUUUGCGGAGGUCCAUCUGCGGAACGUGGUAUCUCUCUCAACUCUGCAAGAUCGGUGCUUGAUCAUAUUCAGGGGGAUGAUUUGCAUGUAAGCUGCUAUUACAUUGAUUGCAAUCUCAAAGCCUACGCAAUAUCCCCUGCUCAGGUAUACUCAAACACUCCUGCAGAUUUUGAUUUCAAACUUGAAAGCCUUGCCCAAGGAUUCGAGUCUUUGUCUGACUUUGCAGAGCACCUUACUGGUUCUGUUGACAUAGUUUUUCCUGUAAUACAUGGUCGUUUUGGUGAAGAUGGUGGCAUUCAGGAGAUAUUGGAAAAAUCAAAUAUUCCAUUUGUUGGCACAUGGUCAGAUGAAUGUCGUAAAGCAUUUGACAAGUAUGAUGCGUCCUUGGAGCUCAACAGACAAGGAUUUGUAACUGUACCUAAUUUCUUAGUGCAGGGAGGUGAGUUGGAUGAAUCUGAUUUGUCAGAGUGGUUUUUGAGAAAUCAACUGGAUACUAACCUGGGCAAAGUUAUUGUAAAACCAACAAAAGCAGGGUCAAGUAUUGGAGUUACAGUUGCAUAUGGUGUUACUGAUUCUCUUAGAAAAGCUAAUGAAAUAAUUUCAGAGGGAAUUGAUGACAGAGUCCUCGUUGAAAUUUUUCUUGAAGGAGGAAGCGAGUUUACCUCCAUUGUCCUUGAUGUGGGUUCUGGUUUUGAUUGUCAGCCUGUUGCAUUAUUGCCAACAGAGGUGGAACUUCAAUUCCAUGGCAGUGCUGAUGUAAACGAGAAGGAUGCAAUAUUCAAUUAUCGAAGGAAAUAUCUUCCUACACAGCAGGUUGCAUACCACACCCCACCUCGUUUUCCUCUAGAUGUGAUUAAUAGCAUUCGUGAAGGAGCAUCUCUAUUAUUUCAACGGCUUGGCCUACGUGAUUUUGCUAGAAUAGAUGGCUGGUUUUUGCCACCUUCUGCUUGUUUAUCAUCUUCUUCAGAGAACAAGUUUGGAAAAACUGAAUCCGGUACAAUAAUAUUUACUGACAUCAACUUGAUUAGUGGGAUGGAGCAAACCAGCUUCUUAUUUCAGCAAGCUUCAAAGGUUGGAUUUUCUCAUUCAAACAUCCUCAGAACCAUUAUUCAACAUGCGUGUUUGAGGUUUCCCAGUCUUGCUUCAUACAAUAAUGUGUCCAGGCCCUUGCCUGGAACUGGAAGAUCAAAAUCUUCACAACUCACUGAUGUGUUCCCCAAAUACCACAAUGAUGUUCACAAAGUUUUUGUCAUUUUUGGUGGAGACACUUCUGAACGACAAGUAUCUCUUAUGAGUGGAACUAAUGUUUGGCUCAAUUUGCAGGCUUUUGAUGAUCUUGAAGUAACACCGUGUUUGCUUGCCCCUACAAAAGGUUAUUCAUCCAAGACAGAACCUGAUAACAAGGAAAUGGAUGUGAGCUCCAGAACAGUUUGGUCAUUACCAUACUCUCUUGUACUGAGACAUACAACCGAAGAAGUUCUUGAUGCAUGCAUAGAGGCUAUCGAACCUACGCAGGCAGCAUUGACAUCUCAGUUACGGAGCCAAGUGAUGGAUGAUCUCAUGGAAGGUCUGAAGCAGCACGAUUGGUUCACAGGGUUUGAUAUAUCUGGUGAACCACCAGCAAAGUUGAUGCUUGAGCAGUGGAUCAAGCUAGCUAAGGAAGUUCAGGCCACAGUUUUCAUUGCAGUGCAUGGAGGCAUUGGUGAAGAUGGUACACUCCAGUCUUUGCUGCAGGCCGAAGGUGUUCCUUAUACAGGUCCUGGCAUAAUGGCUUCUAAGACAUGUAUGGACAAAGUUGCUACAUCUCUUGCCGUAAACCAUCUUGCAGACUUGGGAGUUCUCACCAUAACCAAGGAUGUGCGGACAAAAGAGGAUCUACUGAAUUUGCCCAUAAUUGAUACUUGGCAGGAGCUGACCUCAAAGCUUCAGUGUGAUACAUUAUGUGUUAAACCGGCCAGAGAUGGAUGCUCUACUGGUGUUGCAAGAUUAUGCCGUUUGGAGGACCUUGUGGUAUAUGUAAAAGCAUUGAACGAUUGCCUUCUUAGGAUUCCUCCAAAUAGUUUGUCAAAGGCACAUGGAAUGAUUGAGAUGCCAAACCCUCCACCAGAGUGCGUAAUUUUUGAACCAUUUGUUGAGACUGAUGAAAUUGUUGUCUCUGCCAAAUCCUCAAAUGAGAAUACACGACAUCUUUUGUGGAAAGGACAGAGUAGAUGGGUAGAGAUAACUGUUGGUGUAGUAGGAAAAAGUGGAUCAAUGCACUCGUUGACUCCUAGUGUUACUGUCAAAGAAACUGGAGAUAUUUUGUCACUUGAGGAAAAAUUCCAAGGUGGAACUGGCGUCAAUCUGACUCCACCCCCAUUAUCAAUUGUUAGUAAUGAGGCUUUGGGAAGAUGUAAACAGCGCAUUGAACUCAUAGCAAACAGUCUACAGUUAGAAGGAUUUUCACGUAUUGAUGCUUUUCUUAAUGUCGACAGUGGUGAGGUACUGAUCAUAGAGGUUAAUACUGUUCCCGGAAUGACACCUUCUACUGUUUUGAUUCAUCAGGCACUGGCAGAGCAACCUCCAAUGUAUCCUCAUCGGUUCUUUCGCACACUGCUUGAUUUGGCAGCAGAGAGGUCUAUGUAAAUUUUUAACUCAUAAGAAUAUCUCCAUUGUUUCCUUGAAGACAUAUUGUUGUGUUGAUUUGGAUUCUGUAUGAAAAAAAUAAAUUAACCAAUCAAUCAUCCAUUUAUGUCUAGACAAUGUUGUCAUGCUGUCAAAAACUUAUGUAUAUACAUGGAUACAUUUUUAGAUGAAUGUAUCUGCUUUUUAUCA
Camellia sinensis is the source of this 3293-nucleotide messenger RNA. RefSeq names its product D-alanine-D-alanine ligase family. The record is from RefSeq and is a predicted model, not a curated record. NCBI's taxonomy places the organism in Eukaryota, Viridiplantae, Streptophyta, Magnoliopsida, Ericales, Theaceae. Gene Ontology annotation, molecular function: metal ion binding; ATP binding; D-alanine-D-alanine ligase activity. Gene Ontology annotation, cellular component: chloroplast.